This is a messenger RNA of Solanum verrucosum, 411 nucleotides long. RefSeq lists its product as uncharacterized. The record is from RefSeq and is a predicted model, not a curated record. NCBI's taxonomy places the organism in Eukaryota, Viridiplantae, Streptophyta, Magnoliopsida, Solanales, Solanaceae. The coding region runs from base 1 to 411 and encodes 136 amino acids. The transcript is spliced from 2 exons.
AUGGAUGAAGAGGACGCUGAGAAAACUGCUUUCACCACUCCAUGGGGGACUUAUUGCUACAGGGUCAUGCCAUUUGGUCUUAAAAAUGCUGGGGCAACUUACAUGAGGGCUAUGACCACCAUGUUUCAUGAUAUGAUGCAAAAGAAAUUGAAGUAUAUGUCGAUGACGAUGGAUCCUUUGAAGUACAUCUUUCAGAAGCCUUUGCCAACUGGCAGACUCGCAAAAUGGCAAAUCUUUCUCACUGAAUUUGACAUUAUAUAUGCCACUCGAACUACAAUAAAAGAUCAAGCUUUGGCAGACCACUUGGCAGAGAAUCCAGUCGAUGGCGACUACAAAACAUUGGAUACUUAUUUUCUAGAUGAAGAGAUUAACUUAGUUGAAGAAGUGGAUUCAGAUGAAAAUCAGGCUUGA